UCCAGCAAGUUCAGUGUCUCGUCGAGAGUGGCCGCGACACUUGGCUCGCGACCAUCGAAGCGCGCGCGUCUCAUCCACGACGAGGACUGUGCCCAGCCUGUGAUAUACAUACGAACAGUGAAAAGUUCAUGAACUUGGGUGUUGAAUUUGUUUGAACUGUAUCACGUGCCGCAGACGCUUUGUGGCGUGUCCCGCGAACCUUCGAAGGUGCUCGUACAGUCCGACAUCACUCACGGGCAGGCGUCGACAAGGACGGCGGCGGUGGUUAGCGGUAGCGGUUCUGGAGCUCACAGAUAACAAAUGUUGCCACGGCCUCUCAGCAAGAGUACAAUGCGGCUUUUAAUCGGUUUAGUGUUAGUGGCGUACGCCGCGGAAGCUGCUAAAAAGUUUGAGGGUACGCUCAGAUCAGCGGCAGAGGCGCCGCCGCAAGACAACCUGGCCGUGGAGUCUGGGUCGCCGGAGCCCGCGGUGGUGUCGGCUCCGCAGGAGUACAAGAACCCGGGAGCCCCGCCACCCCCGAAAACAACAGACGAGGCUCCAGAUGAGAUAGACGAUUCAGUCCCUGAAACCGCGUCUGGUGGAGUUCCACCAUCAGCGCCCAGCGGAGCGUCAGCUCCUUCAGCGCCCGCCAACUCGCUCGAGGAAUGCGACCCGGAGAUGAUUGGAUUUGAACUCGUGACCGGGUACGUUUUCUCGGCGCCGUCGCACAUACUCGACGACAUCCCCGGCACUCUGAUGUUGACCGACUGCCUGGAGCAGUGCCAGGCCAACGACACCUGUCGCGCCGUCAACUACGAGACGGGACUCUGCGUGCUAUUCGGCUCCGACGCGGACCAGUUGCCGGGUGCUCUAACAAAAUCCCAGUUCCCUGUCUUCACAAUCUACGCCCAGAAGUCAUGCCUGGGAGUCAGGCCUUGCGAGCGCGCGUGGUGCUUCGACCGCGUCCGAGGGUACCACCUGAAGGGAAGAGGCAAGAGGACCCACACCGUUGGAUCUAGGCAGAUGUGCUUGGACCUCUGCCUAGGGGAGAACGAGUUUGUUUGCAGAUCAGCGAACUACAACAACAAGACUGGCGAGUGCGUGCUGUCAAACAUGGAUCGGAUCACCCUCGCGGGAACUAGCGCAUUCCAGCCUAAUGAAGACACCGAUUACUUGGAAAACAACUGUGUCGAAGAACCGACCAAAUUGUGCGAGUUCAAGAAGAUGAGCGGACGCAUCCUGAAGACUGUCGACUCCGUAUACCAAGACGUCCAAACAGUUGAAGAGUGUCGCGAGCUCUGCCUGAACUCGCCUUUCCGAUGCCAUUCGUACGACCACGGCGACACUGGUGACCACGUUUGCCGUCUGUCUCACCAUUCACGAGCAACUCUUGCUGAUAUCCAGGACCCUUACUUGGAGGUGCCCGAAGCUGCCACGUACGAACUUUCCUCAUGCUACAACGUCUCCAUCGACUGCCGCGCUGGUGACAUGGUAGCUCGCAUUCAGACCUCCAAAUUAUUUGAUGGGAAAAUCUACGCAAAAGGAAGUCCGAACUCAUGCGCUGUCGACGUUGAACAGAGUCUAGAGUUUGAACUGACAAUGGAAUACUCAAACAUUGAAUGCAAUGUCAAGCAAAAUGGUCUCGGCAGAUACUUGAACGAUGUUGUAAUCCAACACCACGAUACUAUUGUUACAUCCUCGGAUUUGGGAUUAGCCGUCGCUUGCCAGUACGACUUGACAAACAAGACUGUCGCUAACGAAGUUGACCUCGGAAUCCAAGGAGAUGUCAAGACUGGUCUGUCAGAGGAGGUUAUUGUGGACUCGCCCAACGUAGCCAUGAGAAUCACCGACAGGAGCGGAGACGACACCAUCGCAUCUGCGGAAGUUGGAGAUCCCUUGGCCCUCCGAUUCGAGAUUUUGGACCCGAACUCACCUUUCGAAAUAUUUGUGCGAGAACUGGUUGCUAUGGAUGGCGUAGACUCCAGCGAAAUCACCCUUAUCGACAGCCAGGGUUGUCCUACAGACCACUUCAUCAUGGGACCUCUAUUCAAAUCAUCCACAAGCGGGAAGAUACUGCUGUCACACUUCGACGCCUUCAAGUUCCCGUCGUCCGAAGUGGUGCAAUUCCGCGCUCUGGUGACUCCUUGCAUGCCGACUUGCGAACCUGUUCAGUGUAACGGCGGACCAAACGAACUUCGCACCAUCUCAUCUUACGGCCGCAGGAAGAGGCGUUCGACGUCUGCAGCGCCCACCGAGAACAUGCUUCUUGUGCAAACGAUUCAGAUCACCGACAAAUUCGGAUUCGACAAACAGCGAGCGAAGAACGUUACCGAAGACUCAGUUUUCAUCAGAGAGACCGACGCCACUUGCGUCAACGCCGCGGGAGCGAUGCUCGCCGCCGCCGCCUUCCUGGCCGCGCAACUAGUCGUCCUAGCAGCGUGGACCUGCAGUUGGCAGCGUCGACGUGCGGCGGCGAAAGCGGCCGAGCUUCUCCCGGGCCCGACCGCUCCCUCAACCCUCUGCAAAGUCUACGAUGCCAGUUUCUCCCGUGCGCACCAGAGGCACUUCUGAGUAACUGUAGGCAUGUCGACGUGAUCAGCGUCCGCAAUAGUAGCAUAUAUAGUAGUUUAAAAACCCCCGUCGAGUCCAGGCUCGUGAGGCCGACGUUUCGCCGGAGAGACACGUCCACCUUUAACGAAGCGCAGGGCAACGAUAGCGGUUAUUUAAUGGUAUUGUCCGAGGUCUUCCGCGUGGUGCUACGUACGGGCGCGCGCGGGGGAGCGCGGCGGGGAGGCGGGGACGACCAGGGAGCGUGUGUGGCUGUGGACGGAUGCUAGGCGCUCGGGCGCUGUGUGACCGCGUUGUGGAGUGAAUGCGAACGCUCGCUUGUCCCCUUCUCCCGGCCCGCGUCGGCGGGACCGUGGCCGUGAGUCGUUAUCAAGAUCACGUCGCUCAUUCGUUCACUUUACGGUCGGAUGUCCACUCGGAGAUCCGACGACGUAUUGUACCAUAUUUUUUUAAAGUAGCCUAAGCCUGAUUUUAAUGAUAGUGAUAAGUAAAAAGUAACAUUUCAGUACCUUUUAAGUAGAUAACCGAACGUGCGACCUAAGUCAAGAGACGAUGGAUUGACGGCCGUCCCGACAUCGUAAUUUAUUUAAUUUAGCAUAGUUUCUUUUUUACGUAAUUUAUGUUUGAGGAUUGAAUUAUACCUAUUUAAUAAAUUCCUAAUAUAAAUGAAUACCUAAGCAAAUACAUGUAGCUUACUUAAACAUGUGCUGUCGUUUGCGAUGUAAACUGAAAGUAUUUUAUUAUGAUAUUAGUGCCUUAAAUUUGAAAUGUUAAUAAUAAAAUGCUGUAAUCAUUUUAUCUGUUUCAUCCGUCCAAUUUGUCAAACCUAAAAUAAAAUAUUUCAGAAUAUUA
Messenger RNA from Ostrinia nubilalis (European corn borer), 3399 nucleotides. RefSeq lists its product as uncharacterized. Lineage: Eukaryota; Metazoa; Arthropoda; Insecta; Lepidoptera; Crambidae. The record is from RefSeq and is a predicted model, not a curated record. The transcript is spliced from 12 exons. The coding region runs from base 301 to 2550 and encodes 749 amino acids.